AUGCAAGAUUGGAAUUAUCUAGUUACUGGAUGUAUGGAAAUCACAUUAGAACUGGGUUGUACUAAAUAUCCAUGGGCAUCAGAAAUAUCCACCUAUUGGGACGAUAAUAAAUAUUCACUUGUUACACUUUUAUCUGAGGUUCAUCGAGCUUUACGCGGUUUUGUUUUGGAUGGUUCCACAAAUCUGCGUAUCGGAGAAGCUUCGAUUCACGUAGAAGGAUUGAAUCAUCUGGUCAAUUCAACACCACUUUAUGGAGAUUAUUGGCGUCUACUCCCACCUACUGGUGUAUUUCGCGUAUGGGCUUCAAAAAUUGGGUAUCUUGAUUCACUUAAAUAUGAAGUAAAUGCAUCUCUUCUACCUUAUGUACCGAUUACAAGUAGUGAACAGUUAAAUUUCACCUUAUGGCCUAAUAACCCGUCAACUAUGAAAUGGUCUUAUCAGUUAGAUUACAAUAUCACCGAGAAUCGUUUACCAUUAUUCAUAAAUGAAUCAACCUAUACAGAAGCAAUUAAAAAUCUAUUCAAAAUCCAUCCUAUUUAA
Messenger RNA from Heterobilharzia americana, 540 nucleotides. NCBI's taxonomy places the organism in Eukaryota, Metazoa, Platyhelminthes, Trematoda, Strigeidida, Schistosomatidae. The record is from the annotation of a GenBank genome assembly.